AUGCCUUUUAGCAUCAACUCCUUCCCCUCCCUAGUCUCCACUGGAAACACUGUGGAAAGUUCAGAAGACUCCGACACCUACAUUCCGCCUCCAACCAGAGAUCAGAACAUUGAGCGAUCCCGAAAUAAUUUCAAACUUCUCUGCAUCAUCGUUUUCGCCGGACUUUCUCUCUGGAUCAUCUUUGUCAGUGUCUUCGAUCCAUUCAAGACCAAGGGUGACGUCAGCGUUCCGAAGUUCCAUCGGAGAAUGCCUCCUUAA
Caenorhabditis elegans is the source of this 258-nucleotide messenger RNA. RefSeq lists its product as uncharacterized. The transcript is spliced from 2 exons. The coding region runs from base 1 to 258 and encodes 85 amino acids. The record is from RefSeq and is marked reviewed. NCBI's taxonomy places the organism in Eukaryota, Metazoa, Nematoda, Chromadorea, Rhabditida, Rhabditidae.